Molecule: messenger RNA, 788 nt
Organism: Hevea brasiliensis (rubber tree)
Lineage: Eukaryota; Viridiplantae; Streptophyta; Magnoliopsida; Malpighiales; Euphorbiaceae
Exons: 4
Coding region: 161-589 (142 amino acids)
Biological process (GO): endoplasmic reticulum to Golgi vesicle-mediated transport
Cellular component (GO): TRAPP complex
Source: RefSeq, a predicted model, not a curated record
AAUUUUUUUUUCCCACUGAGAACGUUCCGAUCUCAUUGUUAGGGGUUUUGAGUCCUCCUUUUUCUAGCUGUUCAGAUUCCGAGAAAGUGUCUGGAAAUGGCAGCGAUUUACAGCUUAUACAUUAUCAAUAAAUCAGGUGGUUUGAUCUUCUACAAGGUUAAUGAAAGAAGCGAAGGGGUGGACAAAAUUGUGGAGCUGUGCAAAUAAAAUGGCCAACAUACUGGAUUAUGGUUCUGCCGGACGGAUGGAUACGAAUGAUAGCUUACGAGUAGCUAGUUUAUGGCAUUCAAUGCAUGCUAUCUCUCAACAGCUAUCACCAACCGUUGGUUGUUCAGGCAUCGAACUCCUUGAAGCAGAUACAUUUGACCUCCAUUGUUUCCAAUCCCUUACUGGGACAAAGUUCUUUGUGGUCUGUGAACCUGGGACGCAGCACAUGGAGGGUCUCUUGACAGUCAUAUAUGAAUUGUACACCGAUUAUGUUUUAAAGAACCCCUUCUAUGAAAUGGAGAUGCCUAUACGAUGCGAACUCUUUGACAUCAACCUAACACAGGCAAUACAGAAGGAUCGUGUUGCUUUGCUAGGGCGAUAAAUCACUUGAAGAAUUUUGUCCCAAUAAUUGUCUUGUUAUUUUCAUUUGUUUAUUUACCAUGGUUGAAGAAUUGAAUUUUGGAACACAUUUGGUUUAGCUCGUAUAUAUUGUGGCAGUUGGAGGUUGUCUAUUGCUGCCGAUAGCCUCUGCAACUUACCUAUGGGAGAAUGAAAAAUCUUCUCAAAGUUUCUUGGUGGAA